UUGAGUUCCUCACAAUUUCAAACAUCUUCCGAUCUUUUUUCUUUCCAAGAGCUUGCAUCAGCACACAUCAACAUCUUUCUCUAGCUAGCUACCAAUAAAUCAGCCAGCUAACUCACAAUCCACUCAACUCAACUCAAGAUAAUCAGAAGACCAAUAAGCCAAGAUGGAAUCUCCCCCUGCAAUCCACUCCAUGUCCAAGCUUCAGUUGGAUGACAGUCCUCAUGUGCACCGCAACAGCAUUGGUAGCAAGCCAAACUCUCGCAAGCAAUUGGACACCCACAACACCGGCAGUCGCCCCAACUCCAUGAGAUUCAGUACCAACAGCAACGGUGUUCGCUUGGAUGACAGUCACCGUGUUCCCACGCUCAACCACAACAGCUUGGGUUUGAACAUUAUGGGAGUUGCCAAGAAUUUCAUGGCUUCAACUAAGACAAGCACUACCGGUAGUAGUACUGGAGGUAGCAGGCCCAACUCGAGCAAGCAAAUGCGUGAGCAGCCCUCGUCGUCUUCUUCUUUGGCCAAGCCCAGUCAGACCAGCAAGAAUACUACUCAGACCAACGGCAAUCACUCGCGUCUGCCCGUGACGACCAAACUCAAGAACAGUACCCGAUCGGACCCCAAGUACCUCCUGGAAGACAGUACCCGUACCGCCAGUACCACGUCGACUACCGCCUCGGACAAGGAGAACCGCGAGGAACCCGUCUACUUGGAUGAAAUGUCGCACUUGCUUUUGGAAGAACUCCACCACGAUACCCAAGCCAAGGUUGUCAUUCGGGCAUUGGAACGCUUGACUGUCUUUUGCAGUCAAUCCACCGAACUCUGCAGUCAGGCGUGUCACAUGGGAGCUCCCGCCACGAUCGUCAAUAUCAUGAAAAAGUGGUCCGUCCAAAAGGCCAUUUGCGCCAAGGGCUUUCGCGCCCUCAUUGCCAUGACGGUCGGAUGCAGUACGGAGCAAGAACAAGCCCGGGUCCGCAAGACGCUCUGGAUGGUCGGUGGCGUCCAAGAGAUCCUCAAGAGCAUGGGACGAUUCCCCCAGUCGCGAUCGGUCCAGUUCUUUGGCUGCAAUGCUCUCUUGAGCAUGCUGCCAAGUGGUUGUGAUGACAAUGAUGAUGCGGACAGUGACAAGAUCAAAAAGUGGAUGGGACGACGGUUCGUCCGGGAAUACAAGGGUGUCAAGGCUGUCAUUUCCGCAAUGAUUCAGUUUGAAGAAGAUCGUGCCGUACAGGAAGCCGGAUGCAGUGUCUUGCUCAAGCUCGCCACCUUUAUGCACGACAAUUCGGCCGAUCGCAAAAUGAUGUUGGAAUCGGGAGCCGUCUCGGCCUUUUCCGUCGCCCUCGAAUCGCAUUCCAACGAUGAAGAGAUUCAGCAUUACACCACCUUGUUUAUGAAUUUCAUGUCCGGGGAUGCCUAUUAGAUUACUAGAAGAAGAAAAGCGAACAUGAAAACGAUCAGGUCCUGGUUGUUGAUGAUCGCUCAAGAGUUACGACGGUUCCUGGGAGUUAUUUUUUUAAAACUGACUCACCUCCAUGCUUGGGCGCCACGGACAGCCCCAAGCAAAACGAAACAAAGAGGUGAAGCUGCUACCACUCCAUGGGAACUUGUGUUUUUGCAAUAUUGUUCAUAGCGAAAUGUCCUGUCCAAGAUAAGUAGAACUUACAUAGAG
Molecule: messenger RNA, 1663 nt
Organism: Seminavis robusta
Lineage: Eukaryota; Bacillariophyta; Bacillariophyceae; Naviculales; Naviculaceae
Source: the annotation of a GenBank genome assembly